AUGCCCGCCCCCGAGAUACCAAACCUUCUAAAUUCUCUCCGCAGCGCACGAGGGGGCCGUGGUCGAGGUAGAGGGCGAGGAGGUCACGCCUCAUCAGCUGUUACUCACGAUGCUACCAUCCAAGGCACUGAUACUGAUGCUUCAGUGUCGAGGCUGAGCGCUGUUGAUCUGGGGUAUCUUUAUGAUCCGUAUGCCCAGUACUUUGUGCAGAGUGGCGAUGGACCAGUGGCGAGACGACUCCCUAUAAUCAAUCGAGACACUCUUAUCGAGUCGUUUCUAGACGGCGAUCAAGACAGUGAACAGGGCGCAGGACCGAAACAGGUUAUAUCUUUGGGGGCUGGUACUGAUACAAGACCUUUUCGACUGUUCUUUUCAGAGUCGCGUCCUGGUUUGGUCUAUCAUGAGCUUGACUUUGAGGUUGUCACCUCAAAGAAAUUACGGACUGUACAAGCUACCCCCAAGUUGAGAAAUAUCUUGAAAGAUGCUACUCAGUUGACAGAACAUUCCUGGUCAGCUAAACCCACUGGGUGCGAAUAUUACUGCCACGCUCAAGACCUGAGAGGUUUUUCUCAAGCCAAAACACCAAAAGAGGAAGAUGGCACAGAAACAACGACGAACGAAAUCUCUCUCCCUGGCCUACGGACCGAUAUCCCUACGCUGCUUCUCUCAGAGUGCUGUCUCUGCUAUCUCACCACCACCGAAGCCUCAGAUGUGAUCAACUUCUUCAGCUCACGGAUACCAAACCUCGGCACAAUCAUCUACGAACCAAUCCGGCCAGACGACGCCUUUGGCAAGAUGAUGGUGUCGAACCUAGCAGCGCGCCGCAUCCAAAUGCCCACUCUUCAGAUGUACCAGACACCGGAAGACCAACGGGUGAGGAUGAGCAAAGCUGGGUUUGAAAAGGUCUAUCAUAUGACGAUUGAGGAUAUCUGGCAGAAUUGGGUGUCGGCGGAUGAGAAGCGGCGUGUCGAUUCGCUGGAGGGGUUGGAUGAGGUUGAGGAGUGGAAGCUGUUGGCGGCGCAUUACAUCGUUGUUUGGGCUUCCAAGGGGGAGGGGUUUGAAAGCUGGAACAGUGUAAGAGGUUGUGCUUGA
Molecule: messenger RNA, 1092 nt
Organism: Fusarium mangiferae
Lineage: Eukaryota; Fungi; Ascomycota; Sordariomycetes; Hypocreales; Nectriaceae
Exons: 2
Coding region: 1-1092 (363 amino acids)
Biological process (GO): C-terminal protein methylation
Molecular function (GO): protein C-terminal leucine carboxyl O-methyltransferase activity
Source: RefSeq, a predicted model, not a curated record